Messenger RNA from Antechinus flavipes (yellow-footed antechinus), 2226 nucleotides. RefSeq names its product phospholipase D family member 3 (gene PLD3). Gene Ontology annotation, molecular function: catalytic activity. Bases 302 to 1762 code for a protein of 486 amino acids. NCBI's taxonomy places the organism in Eukaryota, Metazoa, Chordata, Mammalia, Dasyuromorphia, Dasyuridae. The record is from RefSeq and is a predicted model, not a curated record. The transcript is spliced from 13 exons.
GCGGCAGAAAACUAGCGCGCAUGCGUGGCCUUCGCGUCCCGAGCUGAUCUCUCCGCCUCCCCGUAGGCCGGCUGGGGCGUGCUCUCCUGCCGGGGGCGGCUCCCCGAGAUCGGCCGCCUCAAUCUGUGUGUCUCCCCUCCACCCCCAACUCCGGCCGUUCGACCCUCCCCCGGCCCCGACCCUGCCUCCAGCCUGGCCCGUCUCCCCAUCUGGGAGAAGAAAGACAUCGGGGGCCUUUGGGAGGACUCUCCUUCCAGUCCUUCGCCCCACUCCCUGGCCCCGCCAGGCUUCGCUGAGGAAGAUGAAGCUGCAUACUGUCUACCAACAGUUGAAGCCACGCCCUGAGGAGCAGCUUCCCUCACCUGCUGUGUCCUGGAAACCAGGAGACAAGAAGGUCCGAUGGGUCCUGCUGAUCAUGACGCUGAUGACGAUGGGCCUGGGCGCCCUGCUCACCCAGCUGCUGCUGUGGCCCAGGCUCAGGCCCCCCUCUGAAAGGACCCAGUCACCCCCCAACGCCGUCUGUGACGAUCCCUGCCAGAUUGUGCUGGUAGAGAGCAUCCCCGAGGGCCUCAGCUUCCCCAAGGGCCCCGUGCAUCCUUCUAUCAGCCAGGCCUGGCUAGAGCUGAUGGCAGGCGCCCGGCGCAGCCUUGACAUCGCCUCUUUCUACUGGACUCUCACCAACAACGACACCCAGACCCAGGAGCCUUCCGCCCAACAGGGCGAGGAGGUUUUCAGGCAGCUGCAGAGCCUGGCCCCCAGGGGCGUGUCCGUGCGCGUGGCCGUCAGCAAGCCCAGGGGGCCCCAACCACAGGGCGACCUGCAGAGCCUUCUGAACAGUGGGGCCCAGGUACGGAUGGUGGACAUGCAGAAACUGACCCAUGGAGUCCUGCAUACCAAGUUCUGGGUGGUGGAUCAAGCCCACAUCUACAUUGGCAGUGCCAACAUGGACUGGCGCUCCCUGACCCAGGUGAAGGAGCUGGGCGUGGUGGUCUACAACUGCAGCUGCCUGGCCCAGGACCUGGCCAAAGUGUUCGAGGCCUACUGGUACCUGGGCCAGCCGGACAGCAGCAUCCCCUCCCCCUGGCCGGACAACUACACCACCCACUACAACCUGGAGACCCCCAUGGAGCUGCAGCUCAACGGAACCCCUUCCCAGGCCUUCUUCUCGAGCGCUCCCCCUUCGCUGUGCCCCGGGGGCCGCACCCCAGACCUGCGGGCCCUGCUUAGCCUGGUGAACGACGCCCGAGACUUUGUCUACGUUGCCGUCAUGAAUUACCUUCCCAUCAUGGAAUACUCCCACCCUCGAAGGUUCUGGCCAGCCAUCGAUGACGCGCUCCGGCGAGCGGCCUUCGAGCGGGGGGUCCGGGUGAGACUCCUGGUGAGCUGCUGGGGCCACUCGGAGCCCGCCUUGCGUCCCUUCCUCCUCUCCCUGGCCGCCCUCCAGGACAACCAUACCCACUACGACGUGCAGGUGCGGCUCUUCGUGGUGCCCUCCAACAAGACCCAGGCCGAGAUCCCUUACGCACGUGUCAACCACAACAAGUACAUGGUGACGGACCGAGCGGCCUACGUGGGCACGUCCAACUGGUCGGGCAACUACUUCACGCAGACGGCGGGCUCGGCCCUGGUGGUGAACGAGAGCGGGGCUCCGGGCCUCCGCACGCAGCUCGAAGCCGUCUUCCUCCGGGACUGGGGCUCCCCGUACAGCCACGAGCUGGACGGCCCGGGCCUGGCCGACGGGCACUCCUGCCGCCUGCUGUGAGCCCCCGGCCGCUCGUCGUCCUGCCCCGGCCGGCGCGCUCUCCCCCCGCGCCGCGGCCUCUGCCCGGCUCCGAGUCUGUGCUGCCUCUGUCCGUCAGUCUUUGUGGCUUCCCGUCUCUUGAGGCUUCUGUCUCGCUUGUGUGUGGAUUUCUCCGAGCUCCAUCUUUCCCCGUAUCUUUCUCCUGUGUUUCCUUCCCAUCUGUGUCUCUGCCUCAGAAACCUAGGCAGGCUGCUGGACCCCACAGGGAAGGGCGUGAGGCUGGGCAGAGCCAGGGCGGCCGGAGGCUCCCCCCCUUCCCAGCUCUCCUCCAGGCUGGGGAAUUAAGGGGCGGACGGGCCCUCCCUGCGCUGGAGGGAAGGGGAGAAAUAGGGCCUAGGAAAGGGCUGCCUGGGGGCUGCCCCCCCGCCCCCGAACUGCCGCCCUGGAGCUGCAUCUGCAGCCAGAAUAAAGUGUCGAUGAGGCAA